AGUCUCAGUAAGAAAUCUCUUCUACCAACAGCCGAUCGGUGCAUUUGCCGAAAGACGCGCGUUCGAUCAUGAAUAGAAUCGUAUUACUUUCACUGUUGUCCUUGGCCGCGGCCGCACCGGUAAUCGUCGAUCAACGUUACAACCAUGAGGAUCUAAUGCGGAUAGUAAGACAUUUGCAAGAUAUCAAGAGAUCGGACCAUGACAAUUUUGGAAGUUCUGGAGAUAGUGGUAGCUAUGGUGGUGGUAGCUAUGGUGGUAGUGACUAUUCCGGUGGCCACGGAGGUGGUGGUUUUGAAGCUUCCGCUGGACAUUUAGAGUCUGGUGGAGGUCAUUUAGACGGAGGACAUCAGGAUUAUUCUUCAUUCGGUGGAUAUGGUGGACAUGGUGGUGACGAGGGUGGUCAUGGAAUUUCUUUAGAUGGCGGACAUAAUUUUGUUCACAGCGUACCAAUUUCAGAACACGUUGAAGUUACCAAGCCCAUAGCUGUGCCAGUUGUUAAGGAGAUAGGUAUACCGGUGCCACAACCAAUAAAAAUUGGUGUUCCACACCCAGUUGCUAUCGGAGUUCCACAACCAUACCCAGUAGCAGUACCUGUAUCAAAACCCGUACCUAUUCAAAUUGUGAAGACGGUAGCUGUGCCCGUCGAAAAAAAGGUUCCAUAUCCCGUAGAGAAACAUAUACCUGUGCCUGUGGAGAAGCCAGUUCCCAUAACGAUUGAAAAACAUGUGCCAGUUCCGGUGGUUAAGCCUUAUCCCAUCAGAAUCCCUGUCUAUAAAACGAUCUACCAUCAUGCGAAAAAGGGUCAUUAG
Molecule: messenger RNA, 809 nt
Organism: Vespa mandarinia (Asian giant hornet)
Lineage: Eukaryota; Metazoa; Arthropoda; Insecta; Hymenoptera; Vespidae
Source: RefSeq, a predicted model, not a curated record